CUCAAAUCUGGUAAUUGGCCGUCUCUCUCGAUCUCAACAUUAAUAUUCUCAAAUCAAUGGGUGGAGGUUGGAGUUAUGCACGAAUGGGAGGUCGUUUUACUACUAAUAGACCGAAGAGGAUGGCAACCGAUGAAGAAAUAAGGGAAAUGCUUGAGAAUGCCUACGAGCGUGGUCGCCGUUAUGCUAAAGAGGUUCCUAUUAUGGCCAUUUUUUAUGCCUUCGCUAAACCAGAUCCUCGUGCUUGCAAGUCUAUGACCAGUUUUAUCAAGACUCGUGGGGCUAAUUAUUACUUAAGUGAUGAGAACAGAGAGAUUGAGGAAUUUUUGGUAACUAGGUUUUGUGCUUUAAAGAAGGGAGAUAAACCAAAGCAUACUCUUUAA
Molecule: messenger RNA, 380 nt
Organism: Quercus lobata
Lineage: Eukaryota; Viridiplantae; Streptophyta; Magnoliopsida; Fagales; Fagaceae
Exons: 3
Coding region: 57-380 (107 amino acids)
Source: RefSeq, a predicted model, not a curated record